CUGCUCGAACUUUUAGCUGCUCAUCCUCCAUCUCGCCCAGAGAUUCGUCGGGAAGCAGAAGAGUUUGUCACAUUUCUUAACAGAGCAGUGACACCAUUUCAUGCUGUACAAGAAUGCAGAGAGCGUCUUCUUCAAGGAGGUUUCCAAGAGUUGCACGAGGCCGCCCACUGGGAUAUCAAACCUAUGGGCAAGUAUUUUGUUACGAAGAAUCGUUCGGCAAUUAUUGCCUUCGCGGUUGGUGGUGCAUAUAUGCCGGGUAAUGGAUUUGCCAUAGUGGUUGCUCAUACCGAUAGCCCGUGCCUUCGGGUAAAACCGGUGUCGAAACUACAGUCCGAGAAAUUCAAUCAGGUUGCUGUAUCAACUUAUGGUGGUGGCAUUUGGCGCACAUGGUUUGACCGUGACUUGUCGGUCGCUGGAGAAGUUGUUUUCAGAGGAGACACUCUCGCUCGGCGACUUAUCAAUAUCGACCAACCAAUCUUGUAUAUACCGAACCUAGCAAUUCACCUGACAAAAGAUCGCGAGAAUUUCAACUGUAACAAUGAAACACAUCUACGACCUAUUUUGGAGACGUUUGCCUCAGCUGGUAUCAACCCAUUCAAAAAGGAUUCAUCUCAAUCAGAAGGAACGAAAGAUCCACGAGACAUAGUCGCUGAUCAUCAUGCAAAUUUCCUCGAUCUCAUUGCUCUAGCUGCUCAUACCACUGCUGAUCAAGUCGUAGACAUGGACCUUUAUCUCUACGAUGCGAAUCCUGCGAGAAUUGGUGGCAUCCAUGACGAGUUCAUAACAGGUGCACGACUCGAUAACCUUGUUGGGACUUAUACGGCCAUGCAAGGUCUUUUGGAAUCUUUAGAAGAUGAUCGUCAUCUGCACGAUGAUAUUAAUAUACGUAUAGCUGCAGCUUUUGACAACGAAGAGGUUGGAUCCCAAACCGCGAUGGGGGCGCAGUCAUCAUUUACCGAAUAUGUGUUGAGACGUCUUGCUUCUGGUGGAUCGAAUCCGUGUGCGUUUGAAGAAGCUAUCGGUCGUAGUAUUCUGAUCUCAGCCGAUCAGGCACACGCUGCACACCCGAACUAUGUUGAUCAGCAUGAGACGAAUCAUCGCCCCACGUUCCAUGAAGGAGUUGUUGUAAAAGUUAAUGUCAAUCAACGUUACGCCACAACGUCGACGACUCAUGCUGUUUUGAAACAAAUUGCUGCCGAAGCCAAUGUACCUUUACAGGUAGUAGUAGUUCGAAAUGAUUCUCCUUGUGGAUCAACAGUUGGUCCCAUAUUGGCAGCUCGUCUCGGUAUACAAACAGUUGAUGUCGGCUGCCCUCAACUGGCAAUGCACUCAAUACGUGAAAUGGUCGACACAAGCAGUCUCACCCAGGCUACUAGGCUCUAUGCGGUAUCUUUUAUGAUUGCUUGGACACUUUUGGCACCUAUGCAUUCAUGUAAGCUUCAUUGA
Messenger RNA from Haemonchus placei, 1446 nucleotides. The record is from the annotation of a GenBank genome assembly. Lineage: Eukaryota; Metazoa; Nematoda; Chromadorea; Rhabditida; Trichostrongylidae.